This is a messenger RNA of Gryllus bimaculatus (two-spotted cricket), 10149 nucleotides long. The record is from the annotation of a GenBank genome assembly. Lineage: Eukaryota; Metazoa; Arthropoda; Insecta; Orthoptera; Gryllidae.
GCACAUCGUUGUAUGCUACACAAAGACGCGGUCAAUUGUUCUCUUAAUCCGGAGCUAACGCUUCGCGGUAAGUGCGCAUGAGCGACUCAGAUAAUAUUCACCUUUAGGUGUGAAAAGUAUCACUGACGCAACGUUUCGUGACCUUUAACCUUAAUUUCUGAGAAACAUUGGCGGACACCAAAGUUGAGAAUUCUGCACGCUGCAGCAAAUGCAGCGCGCUGUAUUGAUUGCUGGUCGUAGAUAUCGCCAAUUUGUUCGAUGGCUUCUAUUGCAUCUAGUCGAAUAAAACAAGUGUCGAUUUGUCUGCGGACUGUAUUGGGCGAUUUAACAAUUCAAGAGAUUUUUGUUGGUUUUUAUCAGACACAGAGUACAACAUCAGACGCUUUAUUGAAAAUCAUUGAAGACAUUUUUAUGCGAUUUGACUAAAGUUUCCAUCAUUUACGAGGACAAUGUUACGAUGGGGCAUCUAACGUGAGCGGCAAAAUUUCUAGUUUGAAAAGUCUUACAUUUGAAAAAGAACCGCAUGCUUUAUUUGUGAAUUGCACAGCACACACCCUUAACCUUGUUAUACAAGAUGUCUUAUAAUGCAAGAAACUUUAUUGGUACCUUCAAAGAACUAGUAAAUUUCUUAAGAAAUUCGCCAUAGCGAUUAGCAAUGUUCAAAGAUUUGCAAUCUGAAACGAGUCCUAUCAUAUCUCCAUUUUGCCCAAUCAGGUAAGAGUUGGGCAAAAGGUGGGGGUUAGUGCAAAAAGGUUUAAACUCAUUAGCUCUUUGGAACAUUCAUCAAGAAGCAGCGAAAACAUUAGAUAUGGAAAAAUUAAUUAAUGAUUUUAUAAAUGAGAACAAAGUACGAAAAGCAACAUUUGCAAUAAAAUAGGGUAUUAGAUUAUUGAAAUAAGUUUUGUAAACGGUGCGUAAAUGUUAUUGUGAACUUUAAAAAUAUUGGGUGUAUGUUAUUUUAAGUUAAUAAGAAAAGGAAAUUAAAUUGCCAAAUAAAAUUGUUAAAAAUUACAUUGUUAUUGUUAUGUUAAAGAUGUGUAUUUUUAAUUCUCUCUCUUAAACCUCCCGCAAUUCUAAUUUACUCCAGAAUUUUUUACUUCGCCGGUCCUGUACCUAGCUCUCGAAACCUAAUAGCGUUGGGGUCAGAAAAAAACAAGAGCUGACCCAGGGAGGCCGAUAGAAUAGAUGAAAGCAUUGUGGCACAAGAAAGUUAAAGAUGUCACAAUGGUAGAUGAAGGAACCAUAACGAUAUGAACACAUCUUUAUAAGGGAAGGACAAAAACAUUGGAAAAAAUGCACGGUUAAAAUGGGGAUGGAUAUGUCGUGGUAGGACACGACUUAGUCUGACCCCUCAGUUUUGGCCUUACCGGCAUUGGUAACCUCGUCAUGCAUAGAAAAAUGUCAUGCUACAGGCUCCCCGCUCGCACGGACAGUGCUAACUUCAAGGCGGUGACCCCAUGCGAGUCUGGGAUGUUGCCGCGACUAUAUCAAGCGAUGGUCGCAGUAGAUCCACGUCGCAUCCGUCGCAUUGUGUGUGCUCUCUGUGUGACCCGCUGAAUACGUUUGUGUGAAUGUGACUGUGUUUGUAAGUUCGUAUGGCGGAAGGCGGUGCUAGGAGUGGGUGAUGUACGUUGUACGAAUGUAUGUAAUGUGAGUUGAUAAAAGUUCAAGACGGAGGUUAUGGUGGACGUGAUAUUGUGAUUUGUGAUGCAAUUAUUGAGUGUUAUGAAGAUAAAUAUUCUGCGAAAAGUAGUGUAAAAAAUUACACUUCUGUUCUAAUUGGAAAAAGUUUCAUAUCAGUGGUAAAAUAUGCAUCAAAGUUCAAACAAGAAUAGACCGGAGACCCCAGACAACCAGUUUCUCCUAAGAGAAUCUGUUUCAAAAAAUGGCUCAACUCCACGAGGAGCCAGAAAAGGGGCAGAUUUUCAUGAGAAGCAACCUCUUUUUGAUAGACCAUUAGCAGAACCUGUUAAACUGACACCAGCUUGGGAGGAGACUAAUCUUCCCAACGACGAACUGAAUUUCAAAGGAGUUACAAUGGAACAAGCUGACUUAGAAAUUAAUCCCCCAAGAGAUUGGUGCAAGUUGGUGUAUUUCACAUUGCUUUUGCAUGGAAUUGGAGUUUUACUACCGUGGAACAUGUUCAUAAAUGCACGUGCAUACUUUGUAGAUUUUAAAUUAAAGCCCGUAAAUAAUGGUACAGAUGAUAUGGAGCAAAUACGAUCAAAUUUUAUGAACUAUUUAACAUUUGCUGCUCAAAUUCCAAAUGUUAUUUUCAAUUGGCUGAAUGUGUUUGUUCACAUUGGAGGGAACUUAACUACAAGAAUUGUGUGGAGUAUUAUGGUGGAAGUGGUCUUGUUUAUAUUUACAGUGGCAUUGGCCAUGACUGAUUCAACAGAAUGGCGUGGUACCUUCUUCUGGUGCACUAUACUUACCGUUAUUUUAUUGAAUAUGGCAAAUGGAAUUUACCAGAAUACUGUGUUUGGUAUGGCAGCGAAAUUACCAUUUAAGUACACUGGUGCGGUGAUACUUGGAACAAGAUAUUAUCGUUACCAUGAACUUCUGGGAAAGAAGACGCAACACAGACAAGUAGCAGGCGGUAGAGCACAUAAACCUCGAAUCCCAUAUGGAACUAUUAUCAAGCAAUGCUGGCCGCAGUUGUACAAUGUGUUCUUUAUUUUCUUUGUAACUCUUGCAGUUUUCCCUGCUCUUAUUGCGAGUAUAAAACCAAGCAAUGAGAAAUUCUUUGUUCCUAAAGACAUUUUUUCUGAUGUUACAUGUUUUUUAACGUUCAACGUGUGUGCUAUGCUGGGUAGUCUUCUAGCUACAUGGAUUUCUUGGCCAUCACCAAAAUAUCUGGCCAUUCCUGUUACAUUGAGAGUGCUAUUCAUUCCGUUCUUUGUCUUUUGCAACUAUGUUCCACAUGAUAAGCGAAUUUUAACUAUUCUCAUAUAUAAUGAAUAUGUUUUUUGGGGUGGUGUUGUACUAAUGGCCUUUACAAGUGGUUAUUUCAGUGCUUUGGGUAUGGAGUUUUGUCCUAGAUCUGUGGAACCUCAGAAUGCACCCAUAGCAGGAAUGCUUGGUGGAGCUUUUAUGAUCACUGGAAUAUUUUCUGGGGUUGUGUUCUCCAUGAUAUUUCCACCUUUAGUUUCCUUAAUACCUCUUUAAUGUUGUAUGACCUAUUGUAAAGCACAUGGGUCUAUAUCACUCUGAAAGUUGGAGUUGCUCAUUGAGAAUAUUUUGAGAUGUGCUUUGAACAUGCACAGCAACAAGCAAGAGUAGUAUGUCAAUCUGCUAACAAGGAACAUUGUGUGUGUGAAAUUUUGAAAAUGGAUAAAAUUACAUAAAUGAACAAUUCUGCACAAUAUUUAAUUCCCAAUGGAAUUAAAGCUUCUCAACUCAGGAAGAUGGGCAAUUUUUUAAAUUGUUCACAGAGAAUUUAAAAGGCAUGUGAAUUCACAUGUAAUAGGUAUGUGAGUAUAAAUUUAAUUUUUGUAGGAACCAGUUGAUUAUAGUUCUGGAAAUUAUAUGUAUGUCUUUGACCCCAAAGGAAAAUGUAGAAGCAUUGAAUUACACACUGUAUUCUUUGCAUAAUAAUACAAUAUUUAAUGAUUAAUGGUUACAAAUCAAGCAAUUAUUGUAAGAUUUAAGAAAAAAUGUAAUUUGUAUACUGUGUUUAUAUAAUUAAUUUUGAACAAACUUAUUGAAUCUCUCGAAGUUGUAUAAUAGCAGAGGUCAUUCAUUAAGAGAAGAUGAUGUAUAGUAUUUUGGCUGCUAUGAUCAACAUUUUUUAUAUUACAUGGAGAUAAUCUGAAGUAUGGAGUCGUUUUGUCUUUUUAAGAAACAUUUUCUGCUAUUGUGUUAUUUAUGGUAAUUGAAGUGAUUACUUCCAAAUUAAUCUACAAAAAUUUCUACAUUGCUAAAAUAUAUUCAGCUCCUGUAUGAAAGAAAGCCUAUUGGAGUAUGUGAUUCUUUUUUUUUUAAUUGAAGAUGAUUUUUAAAUAAGAUGUUCAAUGGAUCAUUGAAUGUUUUGAAAUAUCCUAUGAUAUUAGGUGUAAUUUUGUAAAAACAAAACAAGAGGCUCAUACUUCAAGACACAAAACUUCAUGAAUUACAACUCAUUAUUUUUGGAUAGGUCUGUGUGUUAUAUAUGUAGCUGUCCGGUUGAGUUUUAGAAGUUGUACAAUCUUCCAGGAUUUCAAUUUAUAUAUUAUUUUUGUGCACAAUUUCAUUGUUAUUGUUUAAGUUUUGUACUUUUUUUAAGGCAUGAUGCAGGUUUUGAAAAUGAUCUAGCAAUUUUACUCUGUGAGUGAAAAGUUGAAGUUAUUUUUUGUUAUAUUAAGGCACUUGUAGCUAAUGUAUUUUCAUGUUUAUGAUUUCAUAUUACUGAUGUUCCUUAUUUUUCAUAAUUUGCUUGAUAAUAAGUAAAAUGUAUUUCUUUUCUUUUUUUAUCUGGCUUAUCGUACAGAAAUCAUGAAAAUUAUUGUAAAAAUAAUUUUUACUUGGUGUUAUAUAAGUAAGAUUGAUAAUUUGUAUUGCUGAAGGGACAUAACAUUGUAUUUUGUGAAACAUGAUUUUUUUUUCUUCUUUUACUGCCAUUAUAACACUUUUGGUUCACAAUUUUUGAAUUAAAUAUAUCUUGUAAACAUGUGUAAAUAUGUCUACAUGACUGGAUUAUAUCAUUGAGCAUGUGAUGGAGAAUAGAUGUUGAAAAAUAUGAUAAAACUUUUUUUAAAAACCUAAUAUUUGGGAAUAACUUUGGAGUAGUGAUGGUAUUAUUGAUGAAGUUGUAUUGGAGAUUCAUUUACUACCAGCCAAUUGACUUCCAUCAAUAAUUUUUCAAGGUGAAUGAGAGGAAAAAUAUGGAGGGAAUUUGUGUUUCAUUUAAUUAUAUUAUUUAUUUUGUAUUAUUUGAAGUGUUUUGCUCAAAUUGUCCUGUGAUAGUUUAUGAGUAGAUUCCUCACUUAUUGUUUUAAUUUCAGAGUUUAUUUGAAAUAGGAAUUGAGGCUUGGGAAUGAUUAUAUAUACUGUCUCAGUAUAUGUCCUUCCUGUCCUGUGUCACAUGGGACUAGCAUAAAAUGCAAAUACAUAUUCUUAUGAUAGUUUUGCAACUAAAAAAUUUUGUUUUGUGUAAAAAAAAAAAGUAUGUUCUUGAUGCAUUAAUUUUAGCAUCAGUUCUGUCAGUGAUAUCCAGAUGUCUAGUUGCUUAUUGAAACUGCCUUAAAUGCACAGAUGGAAAAAGACCAAUUUGUAUCACUAGAUUUUUGUAUUUCUAUUUUUAAGCGUUUUUUUAUCUCCCAUUUUAAUGCUUUUCUUUUUCUAAAUUUGUCUUUUCAAUAAAUUCUUACAGUAGUACUUAAUGAACAUGAGAUUACAUUUAGCAAUCAAAAAUUACAUUCUCCUUAUUUGUGUUUUGGCCAAGCAGUGUUUCGACAUAGAAAGAUUGAAGCAAAAAUUGAGGUCUACUUAUGAAACAACAAAAAACGUUUAGUUCAUAUUGCUUUGCAUUUCCGAAAAUCUGUGAUGUUCUCUCGUUGUUGUGUUUUAGCAUUUAAAUGUUUGGAAAGAAAAUUAAUUUUUUACUGUAAUGUAAGUAGGAAGAAAAUAUUUUUAAAAGAUAUUUGCAUUUUCUAUGUGAGCAGGCAUGGUCAAAUUCAUUAUAUUGAAGAAUAUUUCUAUUAAUUGAAUAUUGCGUUCAAUCUUCUGAAAAUUCAUUACACUAAAUAUGUAUUUAAUUCAAAAUUCGUUAUAUUAGUUGUAUUUUUUUUGUGUCCUUGAAUUUCAUGUAUAAUAUUAACAGGUCGGAGUGAUAUAUAAAUUCAAAAUAUUUGUUCUUUCUUGAAAUUGCACAUUUUCAUACUACAUUUUUAAAUCAAUUACAUAUAAAUUUAUUGUUGAUGUUUUAAGUUAGAUAACAUUUAAACAUUCAUUUAAACUUGAUGAAAACAAUUUUUUCAUGAGAGGCAUUACUGUUAUGGGUCUUAUUAAUUUACAUUAAAUGUAUUUUUGAAUAAUGUUAAAUAUAUUCUUCUGUUAUACUUUUGUGUGUAAAUAUUGUCCAUGUGUAGUUUAUGAGUGAUAAAAAUUAAGAUGCAGAAUAUGCAAAGCAACUCAGAAUUAUUUACAGAAAAAUAAGGGAAAGGCAGGUUAAUGUCUUGUAUGGAGAAUUUCUCUUGCUUUUAUAUUAAAAUAAAGAAUUAUCAUUUAAAGAUUUGUAUAAAAAUAAUUUCAGAUGUAAUUUUCAUAUUUUGCUAGAGUUACAUGGCAACUCCUUUUUCAAGAACUGAAAUGUUAACAGCAUGUUUCAUGGCCUUUAAAUAUAUUAUUUUUAUCCAUGAGUUUUGUAAUUGCAUAACACAUUAUUAGAAAUUAUUGGCGAUUAAUAAAAUAUUUAAUAACUAAAUUGUCAUUAAAUUUUUCUACAUCUGUUUGACUUCUAGAUUUCUAUCACUAGAAAAGUACAUUUUAUAUUCUGUUGAUUUGUUCAAAAAACAUUUUUUCUCUUUUCCUAAAUGGCAAAAUGUAGGUUUGUGACUAUUCAUCUUGAUUUUAUACAUUGAAUUUUAAUAUGUAGUGUAUUUAGCUUUCAUUUUUAUAACUCAUAGUUUUUAGAAGCUCUGAUUGGAGAAUAAAAAAUUUAUAAAGCUUUAAACUGCAUAUUCUUUAAUAUAUUUUUCAUUAUGUUACGAAUUAUCGAAAUAGGGUUAGAAAAACGUAUAUUAAUCUAUGUUUGUGAAUUUCUGCGAGGAAGUUGAUUUUAUGUAGAUAUUCACUUCAUUAUUUGCAUAUAAUUAAGUAAAUUGUUGCAGAUACCAACAGCACUGAAGUUUUUUAUUGUUUCUAUUUUUGCAACUGUCUGACUUAGCUUUGCAUGUUCCAAUUUAUGAAGUUAGUUCAUUUUAUUUUGGUUUCAAUUAGGUCUAUUUUCAGUGUAUCACAUUUGCUAAGCUCUUUGUGCAGGUGUUUCUUUUGAGUAAAUAAAUUCAGUUUAAUGGAAUAUUAGAGGUAAUUUGUAAUUUUAGACCGUUUUUGGAUCAAUUUCUUUAAUUUAAUUAGGUUUUUCUCUAAACACCUCAGAAUUUGUUUUGUUUUGAGAUCAUUUUUAGGGAAAUUUGAAGCCAUAAUUUCUAAGUAAUUGUAAAUGUGCAAUCAUUGCAUAUAUGAAUGCACAUCUCAAUAAAAAAAACUUGUAAAUAUUAUAUUGAAUGAAUUAUGUCAUGGGGCUGAUUUGUAUGGUAAUAUGGUUUUCUUUUUAAAACCGAAAGUUACAAAUAAUACAAACAAAAAUAAUACAAAUUUUCUAGAAUGUCUUCUUUAAAACAAAACAAAACUAAAGACAGUAAUGGACUAAUUGACUAGGGUAUGUUGCCUGUUUUUCAGAUUUUCGUAAUAUGCAGUUGUGUAAUUUAUUACCUCUUUUUGCUUUUUUGUGUAAAAUAUUUAUAAUGAAUGAAAUUCUUAUUUCGUAAACUGUGAAAGGAAACAACAAUUUUUUUUUUUUCGAUAAUUGUCGACAUUUUAAGUGAAUGUACCAAGUUAUUGAAAACAUGAAGGACUUGUAUUUAUUUCCUUUUUUUUAAAAUUAUAAUGUCUCUUUGCAACUGAGCAAGAGUUGUUAUGACAUGAAAGAUUUAACAGUAUAGUCAUUGUAAAGUACUAGUCACCUGUUUGUGAGGCAUUGUGGAAGGGAGUUAUACCAUCAUUUAUCAAUAUAAUUUAAUUGUAGGAGUAAUUGUUAAAUUUAUGAAGGCCUAACAGACCCUAGUUACUUUUUGUAUAUAUUAUUUAAUUGUAUUUUAACAGUUAAUUAUUUUUCAUUGCACUUUGGGAUAAUUGUAAUUGUUAAAAUUGUAAUAAAAAUGUAUAGAUGCCUCAAAACUAAUUUGAAUUUGAAUGACACUAACAUUUUCUGUUAAAUAAUUUUUAAAGAUUGAACACAUUGGAUUGACACAUUUUCAAAACUUUUUCGCAAAAUGUAUCCAAUGGGUAGGUGGGGCAAUUUUGUCAAUAGUGACCUGUUUGAAUUAAUAGUGUAAAAUUUAACUGUUCUUAAAAUUAAUUUUUGAAUGAAGAUAAGUUAAUAUUUCAUUUGAAUGAAAAGGAAUGAGCCUUUCGAAGGGUCACCAAUUUUAAUAUUAUUUAAGAUAAUUUAUCAAAUGGAGUAAAAACAUUAAUGGAUGUAUUUCAGUUAUUUCUAAUCUGUAAAUAAGUUGUGCUUUAAUGAAGGGAUUCUUAAUUUGCAUUAAUGUAGAGUCAAUUCAAGAGUUAUCGAAUUUUCUGAUAGUAACAUGUAUCCAAAUUUCUCUAAGCAUUUAAAUAUAGAUGGGAUCUUACAUUAUAUAGAUUAUCUUAAUAAAAUGACAUAUCAAAAGAUUUUCACAUUGAUACAAGGUUGUUAUUUUGUUUUUUUUUGGUUUAGGUGAUUGAAUAAAUUUGGUAAACUUGGGAUGAGUUUACAUUACAUUACAUUAUGCUAAGAACAAUUUAUUUAGAAGUAGUUGGAACUAGUCUCAUAUUUUUUGUUCUGAAAAACCAUAUAGGAAAUCUAUUUCUGUAAUAUAACUUCAUGCAAACAAGUCUUCCAUUUUGGCAGUAAGUUAAUCAAGAAAAAAGUUAUUGGUUAUGAUUUCACUAAUGAUGUUGGUAUUAGUACAGUACAUAUAAUUUGUUUUUCUGCCUGAUUUGAAAUUCAUUCUUUUAUUCUCAUUUUCAAUUCUAUGCUGAUGCAAAUAGAUCAAUACUUUUGAUGUGUAUGAAUCUUGUUUAAAUUGUACUCCAUGUUAUACAAAAGUAAUGUAUUGGAUACCUCAUAAGUAAUGGUGAAAGAAGUAAGGAACAUACAUUUAAUAUGCAGUCAAUGUGCAGUUAAUAAUUUGAAAUUUGAUUUAUCAAUAUUUUGAUUGUUGCAAUUACUGUUGAAUGUAAGUCUGUAUUGUGAGUGAAAAAGAAGGAAAAAAUUAAAUUUGUUCAGCAUUAGGCCAUGGUGAAAGUGCAAAAUUAAUUUUGAAAUGUGGAAAAAAGGCAAAUUGCUCAAUAUUGACCCAGUUUUGAUGCUUAAGGAGUGUUCAAUUUACUUAAUAACAAUAGGAAAUUAAAUUAUGAAUUUUAAAGUAAAUUUAAUACUAGACAUUUGGUACAAUCAUACACUUACACAUUCAGCUGGAGGUAGAGAACUGCAGAAAAAAAUUUAUGUUUUAAGUAUAGCAUUUAUCGUUUUUCCAUGUGAAUGAGUGAAAUGUCAUAACAGAAAGUUCUCGUUUUACAUUAUUACAAAAUAUUAAUUUCAGAAAAAAAUAUUGUUAAUUGAAAUCACAAUUGAAGUGGAAAUUUGUUUGUUAAUAAAUGUAAAAUAUUAUGGAUAUCAACUAUUUAUAAUUUUCCAGAAAAGAAAGACAUUGUUCCCAAAAAUUUACUAGAAUGUUCACAUGCACAUUUUAUUAAUCUCCACGCAUGGAUCCUAAAAGACAAUAACACUUACUACAAUAAUGCGUAUGUCUAAAAUUAAAGGUGCAAUUAUGUGAUUCGACAUUCUUUGAUUAUUUGCAAGUAAGAUUUCAUAACUAAAUUGAUAAUGUUUGUAAGCAGAUCAAUUAUGAGUGCUUCUUAAGUACAGUCAUGUUUAUUUCCUAUCCGUACACCUGAUUGGUGUGAAAUGAAUUAAGAAGUUACCUUAUUGAUAUUGCAAUUGUAGCAUUAUUUGUAUACUAUUAAAAAUGGAAUAUUUAAUUUACUAAGAAUUAAUUUUAAAAGGUUUCUUCUACCUUUCACCAGUUAACUUUGUACUAGAGUUAAUUUUCAUGUUGCAUGUCACUGAGUUUUCCUUUCAUUGAAAAGAUCGACCAUGUAAACGCACCAUCAUUGAACUUUUUCCCUCUGUAGGUUUGUGUGAAAUAUUGUAUUUUGCUACUCUGUUUCAAUAUGCAUUUGCAUGCGUAACCAUUGUACACAUUGUUAUUUACAAGUCCAUAUUUUCUGCCACCAUAUAAAAGAAAUAAAAAUUAGUAUUUUAUAACAUUAUACAAAAUGACUGUAAUUGAAAAAUUGAUCUAAAAUUCUGAUACACUUGAGUAACCCUCUGAUGUCUGAGAUCAUUGGACACCUAAUAAGUUGCAUGUCCUGCAUCUUGUUGCAAAAUAUUGAAAACUGGAA